This is a messenger RNA of Lingula anatina, 673 nucleotides long. RefSeq lists its product as uncharacterized. The record is from RefSeq and is a predicted model, not a curated record. NCBI's taxonomy places the organism in Eukaryota, Metazoa, Brachiopoda, Lingulata, Lingulida, Lingulidae.
CUGUAAGAAUUAUUUAGUUUACAUUAGAUUUUGCCAAGAAAAGACUAUUUAGCCAUAUGUAAAAUUGGAAGUAUUCAGUUUUGGAUAAAUUUUAUUCAUUUUGUGAUUCAGCAUUUUGAUUUUACUUCCUCGAUGAAUUAUUUCCCUUUCUGAGUUGAAACAUUCCCAGGAAAUGUGUUAUUUCAGAAACAACUGUCAUUGUGGUCCCCAUUAUACUUGUGGUCAUCCUAUUAGUGGUCAUAAAGGUUGUGUUCCUAUUUCUGCAAAGAAGUAUGAGCAAGGCCCUGCAUUCCAGUGGUGGGGGCGAGUUCAGACUGGGGCACCUGCAGGAACGGUGGCUCACCAUGGAGAAAAUGUUGUGGCCUUCAGCACGCCAGACUUUGUAUAUGACAUCUCUGUGGCACAGAAUGGGGAUGCAAUGGAACCAAAGUACAACAAAAUGGAGAAUUUCGAAGACUACAACAAACCAACCAAUUUCUCCACCCCAGUGUGUGACAAUAAAACAGGAUUAGAACCUGCUAAAUCCAUGCAAAUAAAAAAGGACAUCACCACUACCAGUCCCACUCACUCCAAUGGAGUAUUAGACAACCAGUCAUUAGAGAUCACAGUCCAUAUACCACAUAAGGAACUCUGUUACAACACUGAUGUUUUAGUCACUAAUAGAGAUUUAUGA